AUGUACAAUAUUCGAGACAUGUGGAUUCCAGCAUUUUUCCAUCAUUUUCCAUUAUCAUGUCUUAUGAAGACAACGUCUAGAUCAGAAUCUUCAAAUGCUUUCUUUCGGUUGUUUUCACAUAAAAGCCACACAUUGGUUCAGUUUAUGUUGUGCUUUGAGACUGCUAUGGAGAAGCAGAGGCAUGCCCAACGUGUUCUAAAUGAUCACACAGCUACAACACAACCUAAAUUGUUAACUCCCUUACCCAUUGAGGAGCAUGCAGCGGAAGUAUACACGAGGACCAUGUUUUUCAAGGUUCAACAAGAAAUUUACAAAGGUUUAGUAUAUUGUUCAUUUGAUAAUGUUUCUUCGGAUAACAUUUCUCAAACCUACAUGGUUACCAUCAGCCAUCAAGAGAAAACUAUAAGUUGCAAGUGCAACCUGUUUGGUCGUAGUGGGUACCUAUGUAGACAUAUAUUUUGUGUCUUCAAAGCAAAGAACAUCGUCAAAAUACCUGAUGAAUUCAUCACCAAACGUUGGAGAAAAGACAUAUUGCCUCAUCACUUGUUAGAAAGUCGUCAUAGAUAUGGUUACAAGAACACCGAAUCGGAGAAGCAAAGCAAUGAGGCAAUGGCAAAUUUGGAACUAUGCCUUAGUAGAUUAAGGAAUGAUCCUCAAGAUUUAUCUGAUUUUGUGCAACUGAUCAACAAGCUAACCCACGAUAAGUUGUCACAACUGCCAAAACCAGAUCCCAAAAACGAAAAAGAAGAAACUUACAAGAGGUUGCUCGGUGUAACAAUACCCGAAAAAGUUAAGAUUCGUCCGCCAAGGGGUAUCAACAACAAGGGCUCAGGCACCCAUACUGGUAAGAGGUUGAAAAAUCCUCGUGAGGCGCAGGUGAACAAAAAGAGACGUACUGUACGACAAUGCAAAUGGUGUUUAAAAUAUCAAGAUGAUCAUGACCAACGAAAAUGCCUAGACAAACUUGCCAAGGAACAGGCUGAGAAAGAGGCAGCAGCAAAGGCCAAAAAGGUUGGUAGCACAAGUUCACAUCAUCUGGAUACAAGUGCUUAG
Erigeron canadensis is the source of this 1053-nucleotide messenger RNA. RefSeq names its product protein FAR1-RELATED SEQUENCE 3-like. Bases 1 to 1053 code for a protein of 350 amino acids. The transcript is spliced from 2 exons. Lineage: Eukaryota; Viridiplantae; Streptophyta; Magnoliopsida; Asterales; Asteraceae. Gene Ontology annotation, biological process: regulation of DNA-templated transcription. Gene Ontology annotation, molecular function: zinc ion binding. The record is from RefSeq and is a predicted model, not a curated record.